Manduca sexta (tobacco hornworm) is the source of this 3687-nucleotide messenger RNA. It is a transcript of the gene sit, whose product is annotated as elongation of very long chain fatty acids protein 7. Gene Ontology annotation, molecular function: fatty acid elongase activity. Gene Ontology annotation, biological process: sphingolipid biosynthetic process; fatty acid elongation, polyunsaturated fatty acid; very long-chain fatty acid biosynthetic process. The record is from RefSeq and is a predicted model, not a curated record. Bases 217 to 1131 code for a protein of 304 amino acids. Gene Ontology annotation, cellular component: endoplasmic reticulum membrane. The transcript is spliced from 6 exons. Lineage: Eukaryota; Metazoa; Arthropoda; Insecta; Lepidoptera; Sphingidae.
UUCAAACGAUCCCGUUGCGCUUCAGUCAUCUAGCAUUAGCGGAGGCGGCUACACGUUCUGCUCGCCGAUCAAAUUGCGAAAUUAUCAAACGCGAGUGUUUUGUUUUUCAUAAAUUUUGUGUACUGACACCAGAAAAAGAAACCGCCGUGUUAAGCCAUAAAAUGCAGGAAAACCUCUCAUGACCUCGGAGCAACAGUGAACACGACAGAACACACCAUGGCGUUGUUCAACAACUCCUUCACCAGGACCUACCAUAGGCUAUUCACAGAAUUGGCCGAUCCCAGAACCAACGACUGGUUCCUCAUAUCCAGUCCUGUGCCAGGAUUAACCACACUUGGCCUGUAUUUGUACUUCACGUUGAACUGGGGACCCCGGUAUAUGGCGGACAAGAAGCCGUUUCAACUGCAAAAGACAUUAGUCGUGUACAAUUUCAUCCAGGUUCUGGUUAGCUGCUAUCUAUUCCAUGAGGGCCUCGACGCAUGUUGGUUGAGGACUUACAGUUGGAAAUGUCAACCAGUUGACUUCUCCAGGUCGCCGGAGGCUAUGAGGGUAGCCCAAGGCGUCUACAUAUACUUCCUGGCGAAGAUGUCGGAACUGCUCGACACCGUGUUCUUCGUUAUCAGAAAGAAAGAUCGUCAGAUCACGUUCCUUCACAUGUACCAUCACACAGUGAUGCCCAUGAUAUCUUGGGGAGCCACCAAGUACUAUCCUGGCGGGCACGGGACUCUAAUAGGCGUGAUAAACUCAUUUGUACACAUCAUCAUGUAUUCGUAUUACAUGCUGGCGGCGAUGGGACCACAAUUCCAAAAGUACCUGUCUUGGAAGAAACAUAUAACUACAUUGCAAAUGCUCCAGUUCUGCAUCGCAUUUCUACAUUCAGCCCAGUUGCUCUUCUACGACUGCGGCUAUCCUCGCUGGUCUGUCGUGUUCACGCUACCCAACUCCAUCUUUUUCUACUACCUCUUCUACGACUUCUACUACAAAGCCUACGGCAAACCAGAGAAGAAAGAUAAAUUAAAGACUGCUAACGGCCGUGUGAAUGGAAUCAAAGAGGAGAAUGGACAUCUAAAGAUUGGCAACGGAGCACCAAAUGGUAUCGUGAGCGAAGAAAAACUAGAAAAAAUCGAUUAAGUACUUCGACUAAUUAUUUGUAAAUAAACAUGUCAUAAGCUUAUACCAUUGUGUAAUUAAGUAACGUAUAAUAUAAUUGAACAGGUAAAUGAAGUAGAAAAAGUUGGUUAAACAUUUUUUUUUAAAAUGGACGUUUUAGCUAAUCCAAUGUAUAUAAAAGAUAAAUGUAAGUUGUUCAAUAUUUUAAAGUUAGUUGGUAAUUGGUUUGCCAUUUUGGAAAGUAGUAUAAUAAUACGACAUAGAAGUUACCACAGAAAACCUAUCUGUAAAGUAUUUUGAGAGUAAACGUACAUUUAAGAACAUAUUUUUCAUAAAUCGAAUAAGUGGACUAUAAUAACCUUAGUCUUUAAUUUUUCAAGUCAUCCACUAACGUUUUAUACAAUUAAAAACUUUUGUUUGUUACCACCCAUAUCGCCAAACGAACAAGCUUUGAACUGUAAACUUAGUAUUCAUUUCCUUAUUGUAUUGCCUUUAUUUUUAAUAAAAAAACGUCAACUUCACUGGUUAACUAUAUUUUUUAUUAUAUUAUCCGAAAGUUAUCGUGAAAGAAUUAAGUUUUAAUCCAAUAGCAAUAUGAUAAAAAUUUAAAAUCUUUACCUUUACAUUGUCAAUUAAAUGUAUGCAAAUUGAUGCCACAAUUUCGUCUUCCAAUAAUGUUGUAUACGAAGACUUUUCCCAAUUUAGAUAUUUUAAUAUACAGCAGAUGUUACACUUGUAAGUUUUACUUACAUAGGUUAGUUAUGUAAGUAACUUGUAACUACUGAGGGCGCUGUUUCACAACUUCUGAGGGCGCUGUUUCACAAUUUCUGAGUAAAUGCUUCUCGUCACAUAAAUGUAUAAGCCGAUCAAAUACAAAAGUCACAAUAUGCUCCCAGGUAAAUGGUAAUAAAACAGUACUAUCUAAAUUAUGUAUUUAAUAUGUUAAUUGUCGAAUGAAAUUUACUUGAAACUUGGGAAACAGACUGUAAUGUAAAUAACUUCGUAAGCCAACUAGCUACAGUCACAUACAAAUUGAUAACCUCCUUCUUUUUUGAAAUCGGUUAAUAAAUGUGAUAUAUGUAUUAAUGUUUCUGCAAACUCACGAAGUUGUUUACAUUAGUACUUUUUUCGUAAGUGACUUAUAUAGUAAAUUUUACAAAUGUUACGUCUUCAAAUGUCUAGCAAAAAUUUAUUAGCAAUUUACUUUUAUGUGAAGUUCGCUAUUUUGUGGAACGUUUCUAUGGUUUCGAAUUUAUUAACGUUAUAGAUUUUAUUGUUUCGUAAUCAUAUUUAUCGUCAAAGAUGAUUUUUAAAAAUCUCUAAAUUUUAUUCAAAUUAAUUGUGUUUUUCUAAGGGCAGGCUAUAAUGAGAUGUGGUAGGCUUGCAAUUGGGUUCGAUUUCGAUUGGCAAAAUUGUAUGAGUUUUGGAAUCGUUAAAUAUAAGGCGGCGCUGGUUACAGAGGACAUAACUAAGAAGCCUUUCUACAAUCGUCAACGAAAAUAGAAAAGAAAAGAAAACGUAUGGGAAUGACAUAUCGUAACGAUAAAUUAAUCGCUAGGAUCUGUCAUUCUCAUGCAUUAUGUUAGCGUUAACGAUUAUAUAAAGAUCUUGGCUAUUGUUCCUGUUCGAUCUCAUUAUGGAACAAAUAAAAAGCACCGAACUGAAAUUGCACCAAACUCGAUAUUCUAAAUCAUUCGUUCUUAGCCCCAUUCUGCCCAACUCUUUCUUACGAGACAAUAAUAUUAUUGUAAUUAAACAGACGGCGAAAAUAAAGAAAAAAACAACCAAAUAAUAGACCAUAGUAUAAAUGUGGUUUUAUUUAAGUCUACUUUGUAACUUUCAACAAAUCAUAGAUGGUUCUUAAUUCGAAAUACGAAAAGAAAGUUAGAUCUGAUAUAGUUUUUUUGUUUAAAGGAGUAUACGAUAAUUUACUUAUUUCAACUAAGUAUCUUAUAUCUUCCACUUAAAUAUACAAUAGAAAAGUGUUUUUAUACAUUUUAUAAAUAACUACCUAAGACUUCUAUAGAUUUACGAUUGAGCUCUGCAAAAUACUGUUAAAGGCAUUCAUUAGAAUUAUAUAUUUUGCAAUUAAUUUUAAACAAUAUGAUAAUUUAAAAUUUGUCUUCAAAUGUGUAAGGAAAAAGUCAAAGCCUUUUUACAUUGUGCGAGCUAGAACUUACAUUAGACAGUUACUGACAUUAUUUACUUGCAUGUUGUCUUUUGACCAAUCAAGUGGUGACGUAGCAUGAUUUUAUGCAAGUUAGAAAUAGAACGAAUGCCAGAUUCUUAUCGACUUGUUAACGGUACCAAGCUGUACAUAAGACCGCCCGCUAUAUGACAUUUUAGAAUGUUGUUAAUAAACUUCACUAAACAGUAACUGUGUAGUACUGAUUAAUCGGACCUUAAUGAUAGCUUGCACAGUGUAAACAGGCAUUUACAUUAAUAUUUUUCAAAGUUUGAUUAUUGUUGCAAAGAUUUUUAAUAGUAUUUUUAGCAGCUGGUAUCAAUAUAUAGAUGCAUUGUAAUUAUUUCAUUAUCGAGUUUUGUAAUAUCCCAUAUUAUAAUUAUGAUAAUGAA